Messenger RNA from Penicillium verrucosum, 681 nucleotides. RefSeq lists its product as uncharacterized. The transcript has 3 exons. Lineage: Eukaryota; Fungi; Ascomycota; Eurotiomycetes; Eurotiales; Aspergillaceae. The coding region runs from base 1 to 681 and encodes 226 amino acids. The record is from RefSeq and is a predicted model, not a curated record.
AUGAAGUUCAGCAUCCUUGCUCUCUCGGCCUUGCUGGCUUUUGCCGCUGCCGCAGACACUACCACCGUGAACCCUUCAAUCAUCACCACUACUCCCGAGAUCGAGUGCACAAAGAGCUGCGAAGUCACGGAUAUCUGCUGCACAGCCAAGUGCUACCACGUGCCCUGCCCCAGCGAUAACCAGGUAAAUGACACCAACGACUGUGUCUCUGGCUGUCCCCAGGGUACUGGCUCUCCGGCCGACAUUCAGAAGUACACCGAGUGUGAGCAGUCCUGCUACAAGUCGCACUUCUGGGGUGGCAGUGGCAGUGGUGCAACUGUUACCCACUCUUCCACCACCUCCACUGGCACCGGCAGCACUGCCACACGGACUAGCUCCGACUCGUCAAGCACUGAUUCCAAGUCUUCGGGCAACAACGACAACAACGGCAACAACGGCAACAACGGCAACAACGGCAACAACGGCAACAACGGCAACAACGGCAACAACGGCAACAACGGCAACAACGGCAACCAUGAUAAGAACGACAACCAUGACUCCUCCUCCUCCUCCUCGGGAACUGCUACCAGCUCCUCUGGAUUCUCACAGCAGACCGCCAACGCCAACGCUGCUGCUAAUGCCAAUCUCGGUGCCUCCGCUGCUGGCCUCUUCGGCUUGGUUGUUGCUGCCUUUGCUCUGUGA